Paramormyrops kingsleyae is the source of this 714-nucleotide messenger RNA. RefSeq names its product stathmin domain containing 1 (gene stmnd1). The record is from RefSeq and is a predicted model, not a curated record. Lineage: Eukaryota; Metazoa; Chordata; Actinopteri; Osteoglossiformes; Mormyridae.
AUCUGCACCAACACGGUGUUUGCUGGCUUUACUUAUUAUGGGAUGCACAAGUUCCAAAUUCUCGGUUGUCAAGGCUGUGGAGCCCAGCAGAUUGGUUGAAGGAAAUGAGAAUAAUGCUUUGGAGAGUGAUGUUUCGGAGGCGUUGCCCCGCGGAGAAUCGGCAGCGUCUAAGCAUACUACAGACAGCGGGUUAGGUCUGGAUGCCGGGCCCAGGACAAUGUCCCCAUUAAGGGGCCCUAGUUCCAUGUUCACCAAGGAGGACAGAGAGAGACCAAAGGCCCAUGAGAUCCUGGAGCAGCUGCAGAAGCAGGGACUCAUCCCAGCAAAUCACAGUCAGGGGGAGUGGGGGGUGGCCUACAGCGUGAUGAUGGACGGCCCAGGGCAGCACCUACGGCGGCCGCCCCUACGUUUAGAGACUCUGAGGAACAGGGCUGGGAAGCUCAUCACCAAGGACGACAUCGAGGCCAGGAUGAGGAGAGCAGAGGAGAAACGUAAGGCCCAGGAGGCGUCGCUAAGGAGCAAGCUCAGGAACAUGUCUACACUGUGUUGUGGCAUGAGCCGGCCUGAGGACGAAGACCAUCUGGAAUUGGAUGGAGAGCCCAGUACAGGAUCUGGACACACUUCCCCAAAAGUCUGGCAUGACCAGGACUCCCAGUAGGCCUGAUAGAAAGGACGUUUCACAUGCAAGGACAAGGACGACAGAGCUGGGGAGAA